UUUCCGGCCUUCAAGAUGUCGAAGCGAGGACGUGGUGGGUCCUCCGGUGCAAAAUUCCGAAUUUCCCUGGGUCUUCCAGUAGGAGCCGUGAUCAAUUGUGCUGACAACACAGGAGCCAAAAAUCUGUACAUCAUCUCUGUGAAGGGGAUCAAGGGACGACUGAAUAGACUUCCUGCUGCUGGUGUGGGUGACAUGGUGAUGGCCACAGUCAAGAAAGGCAAACCAGAGCUCAGAAAGAAGGUACAUCCAGCAGUGGUAAUUCGACAACGAAAGUCAUACAGGAGAAAAGAUGGUGUGUUUCUUUAUUUUGAAGAUAAUGCGGGGGUCAUAGUAAAUAAUAAAGGGGAGAUGAAAGGUUCUGCCAUCACAGGACCAGUUGCAAAGGAGUGUGCAGACUUGUGGCCCAGGAUUGCAUCCAAUGCUGGGAGCAUUGCAUGAUUUCUUCAGUGUAUUUGUAAAAAAAAUCCAUUAAAAAUUAUUUGCUCCCAAUGCUUUCCUUUCUGCUCAUU
This is a messenger RNA of Manis pentadactyla (Chinese pangolin), 509 nucleotides long. RefSeq names its product ribosomal protein L23 (gene RPL23). The record is from RefSeq and is a predicted model, not a curated record. Bases 16 to 438 code for a protein of 140 amino acids. Gene Ontology annotation, molecular function: large ribosomal subunit rRNA binding; structural constituent of ribosome. The transcript has 5 exons. Gene Ontology annotation, biological process: translation. NCBI's taxonomy places the organism in Eukaryota, Metazoa, Chordata, Mammalia, Pholidota, Manidae. Gene Ontology annotation, cellular component: ribosome; cytosolic large ribosomal subunit.